Molecule: messenger RNA, 1010 nt
Organism: Protobothrops mucrosquamatus (brown spotted pit viper)
Lineage: Eukaryota; Metazoa; Chordata; Lepidosauria; Squamata; Viperidae
Product: nicotinate-nucleotide pyrophosphorylase [carboxylating]-like
Exons: 3
Coding region: 1-906 (301 amino acids)
Biological process (GO): NAD+ biosynthetic process; quinolinate catabolic process
Cellular component (GO): cytoplasm
Molecular function (GO): nicotinate-nucleotide diphosphorylase (carboxylating) activity
Source: RefSeq, a predicted model, not a curated record
AUGGCUUCCCACCCAAACCUCUCACACCUUCUCCCUGCCGCCCGACUGCGUCAGCUCGCCCGAGAUUGGCUGCAAGAAGAUGGUCCCAGCUUUGACUAUGGUGGCUACGCCGUGGGCAACCAUCAGGUGUGUGCUGUGCUCUUCUGUAAAUCCCCCGGAGUCUUGGCUGGUUUCCCUUUCUUUGAUGCCAUCUUUGCCGAAGUCGGCUGCUCGGUGGAAUGGCUCCAAACCGAAGGAACCUGGGUUGAACCUGUCACCCGAGUGGCUGAAGUCCACGGUCGUGCCAAUGACCUCUUGCUGGGUGAGCGAGUGGCACUGAACUGUCUGGGGCGCUGCAGUGGUGUUGCCACAUCAGCAGCAAAAGCUUGUCGGGCAGCACAGGAAGCUGGGUGGCAUGGAGAGGUCGCCGGGACAAGGAAGACCACCCCGGGGUUCCGUCUCCCAGAAAAAUAUGCACUUCUGGUCGGGGGAGCCUCCUGUCACCGUUACGAUCUGGGAAGCCUCAUCAUGUUGAAGGACAACCAUAUCUGGGCGUCUGGCAGUAUUACCCAAGCAGUUCACAAUGCCCGACGGGUCGGUGGGUUUGCCCUGAAAAUAGAAGUGGAGUGUGGCUCCUUAGAAGAAGCUCUCGAAGCAUCAGGGUGUGGUGCUGAUAUUAUCAUGCUGGACAACUUUGCUCCUGAGGACUUGCAUCCUACAGCCAGCACCGUAAAGGCCUCAUUCCCCCGUGUGACGAUUGAAGCUAGUGGAGGAAUCACCGAGCAGAAUGUGAUCCGCUUUGUGGGGCCCAAUAUUGAUGUGAUUUCCCUGGGUUGCCUCACCCAAUCAGCCAAAGUGGUAGACUUCUCCCUCAAAAUCAGCCGGGAUCAGACUCCCAAGCCAUCACUGCGCAAUUUUGUUUUCUGAGGCGAGAUGGGACAGCCAACCAACCAGUCCCAUGAAAAUCUUUGGGAGAUGGGUAGUCGAACAGGUUUGAAGGGGUAACAGGGGCUAAGUUGCACCUGCUGCUU